AUGAAAAUGGAGAUACAAUACCAUGCAAGACCCCUUUACCAAAUUGGAGGAACAACAAACUCUCGAGAAGAUGAUGGAAGCUCUCCACAGAUUCCACUCCACGUACCCUUCAACUAUUUUGGCAAAUCUUACUCUCAGAUUUAUGUCAAUCACAAUGGACAUCUGACCUUUGAAGCACCAUGGAGUAGUUAUUCACCAAAGCAGUUUCCAAUGUAUGGUAGCAGAGACAUCAUUGCUCCUUACUGGACCGAUUUAGACAAUAGUAGAAGUGGUAACAUCUACUAUGUUGAGUACACCAACGGCUCUAUUAUCCAACAAGUUACCCAGGACAUCAACUCUUACUUCCCACAAGUUAACUUUCAUGCCACUUGGAUCUUUAUUGCGACUUGGCAUAAAGUUCCCUAUUAUUCAAGGCCUGAAACACAUUCAACCUUUCAGGCAGUCUUGGCUUCCAAUGGGAAUUAUUCAUUUGUGCUUCUCAAUUAUGGACCCCUAGCACCGAGGAAGACCUCUAUAGAGGCUGGAUAUGACACAGCUUAUUCCUCUCACCACUUCACCAUCUGUAGAUCAUUUUCUAAUAACACAAUCUUCAACAGCUCCCUUUUAAGCCAUGGUAGUAACAUCAAUGUACCUGGUCGGUGGGCUUUUCGUGUAGAUAAUGGUUCAAGGGGCUUUACUUUUAAUGGACCCCUUUACCACAUUGGAGGAACAAGCUCUCGAGAACUUGAUGGAAGCUCUCCACGGAUUCCACUCCACGUACCCUUCAACUAUUUUGGCAAAUCUUACUCUCAGAUUUAUGUGAAUCACAAUGGACAUCUGACCUUUGAAGCACCAUGGAGUAGUUAUUUACCAAAACCGUUUCCAAUGUAUGGAGGCAGAGACAUCAUUGCUCCUUACUGGACCGAUUUAGACAAUAGGCAAAGUGGUAACAUCUACUAUGUUCAGUACACCAAUGGCUCUAUUCUCCAACAAGUUACCCAGGACAUCAACUCUUACUUCCCACAAGUUAACUUUCAUGCCACUUGGAUCUUUAUUGCAACAUGGCAUAAAGUUCCCUAUUAUUCAAGGCCUGAAACACAUUCAACCUUUCAGGCAGUCUUGUCUUCCAAUGGGAAUAAUUCAUUUGUGCUUCUCAAUUAUGGGCCCCUAGCACCGUGGGAGACCUCUAUAGAGGCUGGAUAUGACACAGCUUAUUCCUCUCACCACUUCACCAUCCAUGGAUCGUUUUCUAAUAACACAAUCUUCAACAGCUCCCUUUUAAGCCAUGGUAGUAACGUCAAUGUACCUGGUCGGUGGGCUUUUCGUGUAGAUAAUGGUACAAGGGACUGCACUUUUAAUGGUACAAGUGCCAUGAUCGUUGGAGGUCAGGAUGCAACUGCUGGACGUUGGCCUUGGCAAGCAAGCUUACAGAGAGCUGGUGGUUCCUCCUUUUGUGGCGGAUCCCUGAUCUCUGACCAGUGGGUGCUGACUUCUGCUCACUGUGUAGGAAGUGGAAUCCACACUGCUGAAGUCCAUCUGGGUGUCCACAGUUUAUCAACUCCCAACGCCAACGAAGUGAUUCGGGGAAUUGACCACUUCAUCUGCCAUCCUGACUAUGAUUCUUCUACUUUGGAGAAUGACAUCUGCCUCCUGAAGCUCUCAUCUCCUGUCUACUUUACAGACUACAUACAACCUAUAUGUUUAGCCUCAGUGGAGAGCACCUUUCAUGAUGGUACUACCAGCUGGGUCACUGGCUUUGGGGACCUUGGUAAUGGGAUGACACCUGACAUUCUGCAGAAGGUAGAACUACCAAUUGUGGGAAACAAUAAGUGUUCUUGCUACAAUCAAGACUUUGCCACCAUCACAGAGAACAUGAUUUGUGCAGGCUUUGAUCUGGGACGAAAGGUCUCAUGUCAGGGAGACUCAGGAGGACCUCUGGUGGUGUACAAUGGGUUUGUGUGGGUCCAAGCUGGAGUAGUGAGUUUUGGAGAUCGUUGUGCCAUUCCAAAGAGACCCAGAGUCUACGCUCGAGUGUCAAAGUAUGACAAAUGGAUCAAUGACAGUGUUACUGGAAAGAAACCAGGCUUUGUUAACUUCACCUCCCCAGGCACUGACUUCGACUUGUCCUUCACCUGUGCUACAUCAUUGCCUUUCACUAAUGAUGAUAGUAUUUCUGGCAGUUGUGAAAACCUGAGUCACUUCACUCAAUUUGUGACUCUCACUGCUCUUGCUCUGGUUCUCCAUGUCUCUGUUGGUAGUAGGGGAAUGUAA
Messenger RNA from Cyprinodon tularosa, 2250 nucleotides. RefSeq lists its product as uncharacterized. The record is from RefSeq and is a predicted model, not a curated record. NCBI's taxonomy places the organism in Eukaryota, Metazoa, Chordata, Actinopteri, Cyprinodontiformes, Cyprinodontidae. Gene Ontology annotation, biological process: cell-matrix adhesion; proteolysis. Gene Ontology annotation, molecular function: serine-type endopeptidase activity. The coding region runs from base 1 to 2250 and encodes 749 amino acids. The transcript is spliced from 13 exons.